CAGCUUUAGGGUUGUCCUCGGACGUACCCCGUUUCCUGAGUCCCGCAAGGCGGCGGAGACAUCUCUUUUGACUAAAAGACUCAGCGUCCAGUGCUCCAGUGGAAAGAUCUAAGGGGCCCGCCACUAGCGCCGCCACCAUGCCCAACUUCUCUGGUAACUGGAAGAUCAUCCGAUCGGAGAACUUCGAGGAUUUGCUCAAAGUUCUGGGGGUGAAUGUGAUGCUGAGGAAGAUCGCAGUGGCUGCAGCGUCCAAGCCAGCAGUGGAGAUCAAACAGGAGGGGGACACUUUCUACAUCAAGACCUCUACCACCGUGCGUACCACGGAGAUCAACUUCAAGAUCGGAGAGGAGUUUGAAGAGCAGACUGUGGAUGGGAGACCCUGUAAGAGCCUGGUGAAAUGGGAGAGUGAGAACAAAAUGGUCUGCGAGCAGAGGCUGUUGAAGGGAGAGGGUCCCAAGACCUCCUGGACCAGAGAACUGACCAACGAUGGAGAGCUGAUCCUGACCAUGACGGCGGAUGACAUUGUGUGCACCAGGGUCUAUGUCCGGGAGUAAGCGGCUGUGGCCCGAGAACCGCCAGAGCCACCGCCGGUCCUUGCUCCCUGCGUCCUGCCCCUCCCCCACCCCUUCCUCUAGGCUAGCUCUCCCCUCACCCCAGUCACUUCUGGGGGUUCUGGGUUGCCUUCUGCAGGGGCUCUCCUUUUAUUGACCCCUCCUCUCCUCCCA
This is a messenger RNA of Cervus elaphus (red deer), 725 nucleotides long. RefSeq names its product cellular retinoic acid binding protein 2 (gene CRABP2). Bases 138 to 554 code for a protein of 138 amino acids. Gene Ontology annotation, cellular component: cytosol; nucleus. The record is from RefSeq and is a predicted model, not a curated record. NCBI's taxonomy places the organism in Eukaryota, Metazoa, Chordata, Mammalia, Artiodactyla, Cervidae. Gene Ontology annotation, biological process: fatty acid transport. The transcript is spliced from 4 exons. Gene Ontology annotation, molecular function: fatty acid binding.